CGGCAGGCAGAAUGAUCGAAAACCACCGUGGCGAUCACGAUGAUGAACGGGAAGAAGAUGACCGCGAAGAAAGAGGGCCGCGGCGGAGUCGAGGUGGUGGUUCCUCACUACUACCAUAUUGCCGACGGCGGAGUCGGAAUAACGAUGGAAUCAUGAACUUGAACGGCUCUAAUAACAAUGAUAUUCCAGCAACAAAUUUGGAAGAAGAAGAAUUGGUGAAACGAAAUUACUACGUGCUGACGCUGGAGGUCUACGCGGCCAGGGACAUUGACCGUCAGAGGGGCCCAUUCAAGAACAGGUCAGCAUGGUACCAGGUUUGCGUCACCGAGAGCAUGGACCAGAGGCAAUUCAGUACUAAGGAAGUCCAGACGGAGGGGAAGGUGGGGCCGGUUUGGAAAGAGGCGGUCCACAUCGAGCUUGAAGAGCUUCCCACCGGGAAGGAGGAAAUCUGGUUGUUUAUUGAGGUUUUGCGGCGGCGGAGUAGUAGUAGUGGUGGUGGUGGUGAUGGGCGGAACGCGUCGUCGUCGUCGACCGGGGUGAAUGUGGUGGGUCGGGUGAAGAUUCCGGUGCCGACCCAAUUGGGUGACUACGGAACCCGGGCACAGCAACUGGUGAGGAUGGCGGGUGAUGAGAAGAAGGUGGAAUCCUUGCUGAAUAUGAGGCUCAAGCUUACCAUGAACACCAGGUUUAUGGUCAACAAGAAGAAGAGAAAACUAAUUCUCAUGGACUGACAAUAGUCUCUAGAGUGGUUUUUUUUUUUUUUUUUUUAGGGUUCUUCUUCUUAGGGUUUCAUUUUGGAUUAUUGGGAUUUAAUGUUGCUCAAAUCUGUUCCAUUUAUGAUUCAUCAACAUGGUAUCACCAAUCGGGUUGUGAUCCCUAAUUUGUAGUAAGAGUUUUGAUGAUCAUAUUCAC
This is a messenger RNA of Oldenlandia corymbosa var. corymbosa, 912 nucleotides long. NCBI's taxonomy places the organism in Eukaryota, Viridiplantae, Streptophyta, Magnoliopsida, Gentianales, Rubiaceae. The record is from the annotation of a GenBank genome assembly.